This is a messenger RNA of Coccinella septempunctata (seven-spotted ladybird), 1071 nucleotides long. RefSeq lists its product as uncharacterized. The transcript has a single exon. The record is from RefSeq and is a predicted model, not a curated record. NCBI's taxonomy places the organism in Eukaryota, Metazoa, Arthropoda, Insecta, Coleoptera, Coccinellidae. The coding region runs from base 1 to 1071 and encodes 356 amino acids.
AUGGGCCAAUUCUACAAACAAGUCAAAGGAUCCGCCACGGGAAAUCCAGCAUCCCCCAUUUUCGCAGAAAUUGUCUUGAACUCGCUGUUAUUGUAUGUGGUGGAGAAGUGUAGCUUUUUAAUACCCUUUUUAUAUAUCUAUGUCGAUGACAUCAUUACAUGUAUACCUAGAGACAAGGUUCAGUACAUGUUGGAACUAUUAAAUUCUUAUCACCCUGACCUGAAAUUCACCUACGAACUCGAAAAUAAUUGCUCUAUACCCUAUUUAGAUUUAUUGAUUAUAAGAAAGGAAGAUAAAAUUAUCACCGAUUUAUACCAAAAGCCAACAUCCUCUGGAAGGAUUCUAAAUUAUAAAUCAUGUCACGCCUUCAAACAUAAGAUAGCAAUAAUAAAGAACAUAAAACAAAAGAGCAUAACUCUAUCUGAUCCAUGUUUCCAUCAAAAGAAUUUUUUGUUUUUUACUCAGUACCUGAAAAAUAAUGGAUAUCCACUAACACUCAUCAAUAGUCUAUUUUAUUCAUCACAGAAUACUAGUCAGGACCAGAUGAGCCACGCAACGAUGAUUUCUGAAAAUGUUGGUGAACAAUCACAGAUACGUACUUUCAAACUUCCAUUUGUACCUACACUGACCAAACAAAUCGUUAGAAUUUUGACUAAUACUAAUGUUAGAAUUGUGGAAUAUUACAAGAAGACGAUCAGGAAUUAUUUCUCGAAGGUGAAAGACACAGUUCCCGGUAUACUCCAAACCAAUCUAGUAUAUAAACUAAAUUGCGGUGAUUGUGAAGGUAGUUAUGUAGGCCAGACCAAACAACUAUUAAAGAAUAUAAUCCGACAGCACCAAAAUGAUUGUAAGAAAGGCCUAACCACCACAGGACUAUCAGACCACUGUAAGAAUACCGGCCAUAAUUUCGAUUUUGAAAAUCCAAAAAUCCUUCACAGAGAAGAUAAUCUAGAAAAAAGACUGACUAAAGAAAUGAUUUCCAUAAAGAACACCGAAAAUAAUGUAAAUUUAAUUACUGAUACCAUGUCUCUGAAUAACAUAUAUAUUAAUUUGAUAAAAAGAUGCAAAUGA